CAAGCGGUUCCCUUCGCUCUUGCAAUUGCCCAUCUCUUCCUUUUCCUCCCCGACUCUCUUCCUUGCGACGACCGGCGAUCCUCUCUUCAUCUUCCCGCCGUCGCUGACACCUGAGCAAGAGCCAGCCAACUCCUUCUUCCCUGCGCUCGCCCACUGCCGAUCUGUGCCCUAGCGUCGCUGUUGUCGCCACAACCGACGCGACCGAGACACUUCUCUACCUCUUGUGCGGAGCGAUCUCGACGCCACUAUCUAACGCUGAGCAACAUCGCUGCCGCCCUAGCACUAUCGCCUGCCAAAGCUUCCUUCCUCCUCGUGCCACUGAUAAGGAGCGAUGGCUGCCUUCCUUCUGCCCUGUGCGCCGCCGCCCCUGGUGACACUAUGCCCUAGAUCGCUAGAAGUCAAGAGCUUGAGAAGGCGACAGAGGGUAGCAGUAAUCGGGCAAUGGCAUUGAAGGUUGUGUAUAUGGUUUUUCAGCGAUUGCCCCCAAUUUCUGACAGCAACUACUUGUUGUGGACCAACAGAAGAAGUUUAGUGAAGAGGGCGUUUCUUGAUUUCCAACAGCUACCUCUGUCCCGACAACAAGUUGUCUUUGCUAUGGAUUUGUUGGGCUGUGGAUUAAGGACUUUGAUUGGAGACAGAUGUCUUGAUACGAGAUUUAUUGCGAUACGGACUACAGAUAAAGGUACUAGAUUGUUUAUGGAGACGCUUGGAGUAUUAUUUGCCAGUCCCCAUUCACAUCAAGAGACAUGCCGAUGCACAAAACCAGCCGAAUUACCCAGGGUAUCAGAACAACACGGCCGUGUUGUUGAUAAACACGGGCGUGUCGAGGUUUUCAGCGACCAACACGCUCAAGGCGUGUUGUUGAACACGGGCGUGGCGGAGAUGUUGAAGAGCGACGCAGGAAGCAGAGGAGGACAUGAUCGGGCCGUGUAA
Molecule: messenger RNA, 933 nt
Organism: Zingiber officinale
Lineage: Eukaryota; Viridiplantae; Streptophyta; Magnoliopsida; Zingiberales; Zingiberaceae
Exons: 6
Coding region: 442-933 (163 amino acids)
Source: RefSeq, a predicted model, not a curated record